This is a messenger RNA of Perognathus longimembris pacificus (Pacific pocket mouse), 927 nucleotides long. RefSeq names its product olfactory receptor 5B3-like. Gene Ontology annotation, biological process: sensory perception of smell; G protein-coupled receptor signaling pathway. Gene Ontology annotation, molecular function: odorant binding; G protein-coupled receptor activity; olfactory receptor activity. The transcript has a single exon. The record is from RefSeq and is a predicted model, not a curated record. Lineage: Eukaryota; Metazoa; Chordata; Mammalia; Rodentia; Heteromyidae. The coding region runs from base 4 to 927 and encodes 307 amino acids. Gene Ontology annotation, cellular component: membrane.
UUGAUGGAGAAUAUGACAGAGGUGGCAGAGUUCAUCCUGCUGGGACUGACCAGUGACCCAGACCUGCAGGUCCCUCUCUUCAUCACCUUCCUCAUCAUCUACAUCAUCACGCUGGCUGGGAACCUGGGAUUGAUUCUCCUGAUUCUCCUGGACUCUCGUCUCCACACCCCCAUGUACUUCUUCCUUGGCAAUCUCUCUCUGGUGGAUUUUUGUUAUUCCUCAGCUGUCACUCCAAAGGUCAUGGCUGGGCUCCUUAUGGGAGACAAGGUCAUCUCCCACAAUGCUUGUGCUGCUCAGAUGUUCUUUUUUGCAGGCUUCAUUACUGUGGAAAAUUACCUGUUGGCCUCAAUGGCCUACGAUCGCUAUGCAGCGGUAUGCAAGCCCCUCCAUUAUGCCACCACCAUGACAACCAGUGUGUGUGUGUGUCUGAUCACAGGUUCUUAUGUUGUUGGUUUCCUGAAUGCUUCCAUCCACAUCGGGGACACAUUCAGUCUUUCCUUUUGUGCAUCCAAUGUGGUCCAUCAUUUUUUCUGUGAUAUCCCAGCAGUCAUGGUUCUCUCUUGCUCUGAUAGACUAGUUAGUGAACUGGUCCUCGUUUACAUAGUGAGUUUCCAUAUCUUUUACGCUCUCAUAGUUAUUUGGAUAUCCUACAUCUUUAUCUUUGUCACCAUUCUAAGGAUGCACUCAACAACGGGACAUCAGAAGGCUUUGUCCACCUGUGCCUCCCACUUCACCGCAGUCUCCAUCUUCUAUGGGACUAGUAUCUUUAUGUAUGUACAGCCCAGCUCCAACCAUUCCAUGGACACUGCCAAAAUCGCAUCUGUGUUUUACACGAUGGUCAUCCCUAUGCUGAACCCUGUGGUCUACAGCCUGAGGAACAAGGAGGUCAAAAGCGCAUUCACAAAGAUAUUGUUGAGGGGAAAAUAG